AUGUCUCGUGGUAAAGGAGGAAAAACCAAAGAAAAGUCCAAAACUAGAUCCUCAAGAGCUGGUCUUCAGUUCCCUGUUGGACGUAUUCACCGAUUUUUGCGCAAAGGACAUUAUGCUAACCGCAUAGGGUCAGGUGCACCCGUUUAUUUGGCUGCUGUUAUGGAAUAUCUUUCUGCUGAAAUCUUAGAAUUGGCUGGUAACGCUGCCCGCGACAACAAAAAAUCAAGAAUCAACCCGCGUCAUUUGCAAUUGGCUGUUCGAAACGACGAAGAGUUAAAUAAGCUAUUAGCAGGUGUCACUAUUGCAAAUGGUGGUGUGUUGCCAAAUAUACAAGCCGCUUUGCUUCCCAAACAUAACGAGAAAGUCCAUAAGUCACCGCACAAACACUAA
Molecule: messenger RNA, 390 nt
Organism: Hydra vulgaris (swiftwater hydra)
Lineage: Eukaryota; Metazoa; Cnidaria; Hydrozoa; Anthoathecata; Hydridae
Product: histone H2A-beta, sperm-like
Biological process (GO): heterochromatin formation
Cellular component (GO): nucleosome; chromatin
Molecular function (GO): protein heterodimerization activity; structural constituent of chromatin; DNA binding
Source: RefSeq, a predicted model, not a curated record